GGAGGCGCGCGUUGUGCUUCUGGCUGUGUCUGCUGCGGUUGCUUUUGGCAUGGGGGAAAUUUAUGCGAAGUUUGUGUCUCAGAAAAUAAGCAAAACCCGCUGGCGACCGGUGCCUCUGGGGAGCCUGCAGACCGCGGAGACCUUCGCUACGGGCUCUUGGGACAAUGAGGAAAAUUAUGUUUCACUGUGGUCUAUUGGAGAUUUUGGAAACUUGGACUCUGAUGGAGGGUUUGAAGGAGACCAUCAGUUAUUAUGUGAUAUCAGACACCAUGGUGAUGUAAUGGAUUUACAGUUUUUUGACCAGGAAAGAAUUGUAGCUGCUUCAUCAACAGGAUGUGUAACAAUUUUCCUUCACCAUCCAAAUAACCAGACUCUGUCAGUCAACCAGCAGUGGACAACAGCUCACUACCACACAGGUCCUGGUAGUCCUUCCUAUAGCAGUGCACCAUGUACAGGUAUUGUAUGCGAUAACCCAGAAAUUGUUACCGUUGGAGAGGAUGGUCGAAUAAAUCUCUUCAGAGCUGAUCACAAGGAAGCUGUAAGAACUAUAAACAAUGCAGAUAGCAGUACACUCCAUGCUGUAACCUUCCUUCGAACUCCUGAGAUUCUUACGGUAAAUUCAAUUGGACAGUUAAAAAUAUGGGAUUUCAGACAACAAGGAAAUGAGCCCUCUCAGAUAUUGUCACUGACUGGUGACCGAGUGCCACUCCACUGUGUCGAUAGACAUCCCAGCCAGCAGCAUGUUGUAGCUACUGGUGGCCAAGAUGGAAUGUUGAGUAUUUGGGAUGUUAGACAAGGUACUAUGCCUGUAUCUCUGCUAAAGGCUCAUGAAGCUGAAAUGUGGGAAGUUCACUUUCACCCAUCCAACCCAGACCAUCUAUUUACUUGUUCUGAAGAUGGAUCCCUCUGGCAUUGGGAUGCCUCCACAGAUGUACCUGAAAAGUCAUCACUCUUUCACCAAGGAGGAAGAACUAGUACUUUUUUGUCUCACAGCAUUAGUAACCAGGCUAACGUUCAGCAGUCUCUUAUAAGUUCCUGGCUCAGCACUGAUACUACAAAAGACCGUAUUGAAAUCACAAGCUUGCUUCCUAGUAGGACUCUAUCUGUGAACAGUUUGGAUGUUUUAGGUCCUUGUCUUGUUUGUGGAACUGAUGCAGAGGCAAUUUAUGUUACUAGACAACUUUUUGUGUGAAAGUACUGUGAUUAUAGGAUUUUCAGUAAAACAUCCUUUUGAAUUGCAACUCCGUACAAAAUUCUGUUAUUAGAAAAUGUGAGAUUUGCAGGGGAAACAUCAGUAAACUAUUGUUAAUGUUGCUGUCUAGUUUCGGCUUUCGGUAGUUGUAUACUCCCAACUAAUAAGCUGAAUGGUGCAGAAUCUGACAGAUAAAAAAGGUCAGAGGAAUCCUUGUGUUGAUGAGUAAGUUGCCUUCAAACAGUCUACUGUCAAUAGUUCGUGGAACCAACUCUUAAUUUUUUAUAUUAUGAGACUUAGUCAAAACCACCAACAGGUUUCUAUAAUUUUUAUCAACAGCAUAUGGAGUAUACCCCUUCCAGUGGCAUUAGCCAGUGUUAAUGUUUAUUCUUUUUAUUGCAAGUAUUUUCUUCAAUCCUUCCCCAUUUUAUUUCCUUAAUAAUUUUAAUAAAUUUUUUCGGAAAGAAUUGAGUAAAGCAAAAAUGACAGAUUUAUAGACAUGUUCCAUUUUUUUAAAGAUGAAGAUGUUUUGACAAGUUUAUUCAUUAGAAUAGGUUUGACCAGAACCCUGUCAACUGCCUAGUCCCAACUUUUUUUUUUCUUCGAAAGAAAAAAGAAAAAUACAUUUUUCCUAAGGAUUUUUGCUUUUGUUUAGUUUUACAAUGUAAUUGAAAAUUGCCAAACUGUACGUUGUGCAAUAAAGUAGAAUUUGAUAUUGAUAAGUGAACUGACUUCAAACUAAAAUUCGAAAGAUAACAAGUGUGAUAAUAGUAUGAUAAUGUAGUAAGAGUAAAGAAUUUUACUAUAUUUAUCCUUACCUAAUAUAUUAAUGAUGGCCUAACAUGUAGUGUUUUAAGACAAUUUUAUGAUAUUGUCUUUCCAAAGUUUGUUAGAUUAAAUACAUUAUUUAUUGACCUAAGACCUUAAUGACAAAUCACUGCU
Cynocephalus volans (Philippine flying lemur) is the source of this 2134-nucleotide messenger RNA. RefSeq names its product nucleoporin 43 (gene NUP43). The transcript is spliced from 8 exons. The record is from RefSeq and is a predicted model, not a curated record. Gene Ontology annotation, molecular function: protein binding. Gene Ontology annotation, cellular component: nuclear pore outer ring. Bases 50 to 1192 code for a protein of 380 amino acids. NCBI's taxonomy places the organism in Eukaryota, Metazoa, Chordata, Mammalia, Dermoptera, Cynocephalidae.